Messenger RNA from Oryza brachyantha (malo sina), 1751 nucleotides. RefSeq names its product probable acyl-activating enzyme 1, peroxisomal. The transcript has 2 exons. The coding region runs from base 1 to 1743 and encodes 580 amino acids. The record is from RefSeq and is a predicted model, not a curated record. Lineage: Eukaryota; Viridiplantae; Streptophyta; Magnoliopsida; Poales; Poaceae.
AUGGAGGGCGCGGUGCUCUGCCCCGCCAACCACGCGCCGCUCACGCCCAUCAGCUUCCUCGAGCGCGCCGCGCUCGUGUACGCCGACCGCCUCGCCGUCCUGGCCUCCGCCGGCGUGGCGCGCACCUGGCGGGAGACGCGGGCGCGAUGCCUCCGCGUCGCCGCCGCCGUCGCCGGCCUCGGCGUUCAGCGCCACGACGUGGUUGCAGUGUUCUCGCAGAACAUUCCUGCCGUGUGCGAGCUGCACUUCGGCAUCCCCAUGGCCGGCGCCGUCAUCUGCACGCUCAACUCGCGCCUCGACGCCGCGAUGGCGUCCGUCCUGCUGCGUCACUCGGAGGCCAAGGUCAUCUUCGUCGACCGCGCUCUGCUCGGCGUCGCCCGGAAGGCCCUCGGGCUCGUCUCGGAAGCCGGAGCCAGGCUUCCCGUCUUGGUUCUGAUCAGCGAGCUCCUCGACGACGAACCAUCACCGCCUGAUGCCAAGCUCCAGAUCACUGGAGCCGACUUCGAGUACGAGGCCCUCCUGGGAAGUGCCGGAUCGUCGCCGGACUUCGAGAUCCGGUGGCCAGCCGACGAGAACGAGCCGAUCGCCCUGAACUACACCUCCGGGACAACGUCGAGGCCCAAGGGCGUGAUCUACAGCCACCGGGGCGCGUACCUGAGCAGCCUCGUCUCUGUGCUCCUGAACGGCAUGGCGGCGACGCCGGUGUACCUCUGGACCGUUCCGAUGUUCCACUGCAACGGGUGGUGCCUGGUGUGGGGCGUGGCGGCGCAGGGCGGGACGAACGUGUGCGUCCGCAGGGUGACCGCGGCGAGCAUCUUCGACGGCGUGGCGCGGCACGGCGUGACGCACAUGGGCGGCGCGCCGACGGUGCUGAGCAUGAUCGUGAACGCGACGGCGGACGAGCGGCGGCUUCUGCCGGGAGGUAGGAAGGUGACGGUGAUGGUCGGCGGCGCGCCGCCACCGCCGCAGGUGCUGUUCCAGAUGGAGGAGCUGGGGUUCCUGGUGAUCCACUCGUACGGGCUGACGGAGACGUACGGCCCAGCGACGGCGUGCACGUGGAAGCCGGAGUGGGACGCGCUGCCGGCAGAGGAGCGCGCCCGGAUCAAGUCGCGGCAGGGGCUGCACCACCUCGGGCUGGAGGCGGACGUGAAGGACCCGGCGACAAUGCGGAGCGUGCCGGCGGACGGGCGGACGGUAGGGGAGGUGAUGCUCCGUGGCAACACGGUGAUGAGCGGGUACUACAAGGACAUCCGCGCGACGGCGGAGGCGCUCGCCAGCGGGUGGUUCCGUUCGGGCGACCUGGCGGUGCGUGAGGAGGACGGGUACAUCAAAGUCCGGGACCGCUCCAAGGACAUCAUCAUCUCCGGCGGCGAGAACAUCAGCACGAUCGAGGUGGAGGCGACGCUGUUCAGCCACCCGGCCGUCGAGGAGGCGGCGGUGGUGGGGCAGCCGGACGAGUACUGGGGCGAGACGCCGUGCGCGUUCGUCAAGCUGAGACGAGGCUGUGCGGCGGCGGCGGCGACGGAGGAGGAGCUGAUUGCGUUCUGCCGCGCGCGGCUGCCGCGGUACAUGGCGCCGAGGGCGGUGGUGGUGGUGGACGAGCUGCCCAAGACGGCGACGGGGAAGGUGCAGAAGUUGGCGCUGCGGGAGCGAGCCAAGGCCAUGGGUAGCCUCCGCGCCGCCGCCUCAUCCUCCUCCAAGCGGUCGCCGGCAGGGACAGCAGCUGGGAGGAGCAAACUCUGAACGGCACG